AUGGAUGAGAACGAUGCACUGAUUUCGGAGGAGCUACUCGAGACGGCGGCAGAAUUAGGAGAAUUCGAUGUCGUGGUCGUGGUCGUUGUAGUUAUAGUUGUUGAACGAGGGGUCGGUGUCAGUGUGACUCCGACAAAGGCAACACCAUCCGAAGACGAGUAUGAGCCACUAACUGCACUUGAGGAGCUUGAUAAAUCACUUGAUAAAGUACUGCUAGAUGCAGCUUGUGAUGAUGAGCUCAAAGCUGUUAUCGACGAUGUAGUGGACGUCACCGUGCUGGUGACAGUCCCUGGUGUGGGUGUAAGAGUCGUUGCGGUAGUUGGAAUGGUCGCUGUUGUAGGCGUCGUUGCGGUAGUAGGAGUCGUCGCUGUCGUAGGUGUCGUUGCCGUGGUGGGCGUGGCCAAAACCGAGCUGAGCGAUGAGGAUCCACUGCUUGAUACCGAAGAACUGAUAGAAGACGACAGACUACUACUGCUUGAUGAGGACAGGCUGGAGCUAACACUGGAGCUGCUUGAGGAAGAAGUACUCGAGGAUAUUGAGGCAGAAAUUGAUGCGACAUUUCCGAGUGAUGAAGCCGAUGAGGAAAGGCUCGAACUACCCGAAGACGACAUGCUCGAGGAUAAUGAGCUACUUGACGACGAUAGGGCCGAGCUGAUGCUCGAGCUGCUACUGCUGGACGAGGAAGAAGAACUGCUGGAGGAAAUCGAAGCCGAAAUUGAGGCAAGUCUUCCUGACGACGACGCCAAUGAGGAUCCCGACGAGGAGACGCUUGAGCUUGAUGACGAAGAUAAGCUGGAAGAAGAUGAGCUGCUCGCACUAGAGCUACUGCUACUUGACGAGGAGGAUACGCUGCUGGACGAGAUGGAGGCUGAAACCGAAGCAAUCCCCGCGGAUGAUGAGAUUAAUGACGAGACCGAGCUGGAAACACUUGAGCUACUCGACGACGACAGACUGGACGAGGAAGAACUGCUCGCGCUCGAACUGCUGCUGCUAGAAGAAGAGGAUAUGCUGCUCGAAGAAAUCGAGGCGGUGAUCGAGGCUAGGCCUGCGGAGGAGGAUACCGAUGACGAAACCGACGACGAUAAACUAGAGCUGCUUGAAGACGAUGCGCUGCUAGAUGACGAGCUGCUGGCGCUCGAACUGCUACUACUCGAUGAAGAGGACAAGACCGAAGCAGAACUUGACGCCAAAUUUGCCGAGGACGAGAUUGAUGAUGAAACCGAGCUGGAAACGCUCGAACUAGAAGACGACGAUGCGCUACUAGAAGAUGAGCUACUCGCGCUCGAGCUACUACUGCUGGAAGAGGAAGAUGAGAUUGAAGCAGAACUUGAGGCCAAGUCAAUCGAGGACGAAAUUGACGACGAAGCUGAACUAGAAAUACUCGAACUGCUUGAGGAAGAAGCACUUGAGCUACUCGAUGACGAGAGGCUAGAACUGACGCUGCUUGAAGAAGAUGAUGAAGAUGAGCUGCUAGAAGAGACCUGGGCGGAAGAUGAUGCGUCGUCCACGGAGGAAGAAAUUGAGGAAGAAAUUGAGGAAGAAAUUGAGGAAGAAACGCUUGAACUGCUUGAUGAUGACGAGCUGGAAAUACUGGACGAUGAUGAAGAAGAAAGACUCGAGCUCACACUAGAGCUACUGCUACUAGAAGAGGAAGAGCUGCUUGAUGAUGUUGCUGAUGCCAAGCUGAUCGAAACGCCUUCGGUGACUUGGCCGGCUAAGGAUGAAUCCGAGGAUGACAAACUUGAACUGCUAGAGCUUGAAACAGAAGAGCUGCUGCUACUAGAAGCAGAAGAAGAACUACUGCUACUGCUUGACGAUGAGAAUGAGGAGCUACUGCUACGCGACGCUGAAGCUGUGACUUGGCCGGCCGAAGAAGAAUCUGAACUCGAAACACUCGAGCUACUAGAGGACGAAGAACUAGAACUGAGGCUGCUAGAGACCGACGAGCUACUACUGCUCGAGACUGAGGAGCUGAUACUGCUGCUGCUCGAUGACGAAUAUGAAGAAAGGCUGCUGCUGGAUGCCGAGGCCCUAAUUUGUCCCGCGGAUGAAGAAUCUGAGCUGGAAACGCUUGAACUACUCGAGGAUGAAGCGCUUGAGCUACUACUACUCGAAAGUGAUGAGCUACUGCUGCUUGACGCAGAAGAACUGCUGCUACUACUCGUCGAGGAUGAUACUGAUGAAAUACUACUCGAGGAAAUCGAAGCCCUGGCGCUUGAGCUACUACUGCUGGAGAGCGAGGAACUGCUACUGCUCGAAAGUGAUGAGCUCUGGCUACUGCUGCUGGAAGAUGAUGAGGAAGAAAUGCUGCUGGAUGAAACAGAGGCACCCGUGAUUUGUGCAGCAAGAGAUGAUCCAGACGACGAAAUCGAUGACGACGAACUAGAACUACUCGAAGACGAAACGCUUGAGCUAGAACUACUUGACGCUGAGGACGAAACCGAUGAACUUCUGCUGCUAGAUGCUGAAGAACUGCUACUACUGGAUGAUGAUGAGAUACUGCUUGACGAGACAGAUGCAGUAAUCUGGCCAGCUGACGAUGAAGCCGAGGAUGAUAUCGAGGAUGAAGAACUUGAACUGCUUGAGCUCGAAAGGCUGCUCGAAAUCGAUGAACUGGCAGAGCUGCUGACUGACGACGAAGAACUGCUACUUGACGAAGAAAUACUGCUUGAUGAAAUUGAUGCAGUGACUUGGCCGACCGAGCUGCUCGAUAGAGAAGAUGCUGAGGACGAAAUGGAGGAGGAAGAACUAGAACUACUCGACGACGAGAGGCUUGAGCUAGAACUACUCGAUGCUGACGAGCUGCUGCUACUACUCUGCGAUGACGAGAGACUACUGCUCGAGGAAGAACUACUAGAUGAUGAAGCAGAAGCAGUAAUUUGUCCCGCGGAAUUACUGAUUAUGGAUGAUAUCGAAGACGACACCGAGGAGCUGCUAGAGGACGACAGGCUGGAACUGACGCUUGAGCUGCUACUACUUGAUAUUGAGCUGCUGGAACUUGAACUUGACGAGGAAGAAAUACUGCUUGACGCGGAAGCGGUAAUUUGGCCGGCAGAGCUACUGAUCAAGGAAGACGCAGAAGAAGAUGCUGAGCUUGACGAACUAGAGCUACUCGAUGAGGAGAGACUCGAGCUUUGACUGCUAGAUGCGGAUGAGCUGCUGGAGCUACUAGAACUGCUGGAACUUGACGAGGAUGCCGAAAUUGAGGCGGUAAGUUGGCCAGCCGUGUUGCUCGCAAGCGACGACGCCGACGACGAGAAACUUGAGCUGAUAAUGCUGCUGCUAGACGACGACAGACUUGAGCUCAGGCUGGAACUACUACUGCUUGAAAUCGAAGAACUUGAAGAACUAGAACUUGAAGAAACAGAACUUGAAGAAACAGAACUUGAAGAACUGGAACUUGAAGAACUGCCGCUUGACGAAGCCAAUGCAGUGA
This is a messenger RNA of Aureobasidium pullulans EXF-150, 3436 nucleotides long. RefSeq lists its product as uncharacterized. The transcript is spliced from 5 exons. Bases 1 to 3138 code for a protein of 1045 amino acids. Lineage: Eukaryota; Fungi; Ascomycota; Dothideomycetes; Dothideales; Saccotheciaceae. The record is from RefSeq and is a predicted model, not a curated record.